AGGAGAUGAUUACUGACUUUGUGUAUAUCAUUGAUUUACUUAACUUCCUAGUACAUAAUUAGAAUAGGAAACAGCCUUGUAUAGAGCUAGUAUUCACGAUCUAAAUUGAUCCCCUUUUUUGUAUAAAUCCCACCCUUCAGCUGAAUAAUAUGCACAUUUUAGAAUCAAAGGCUAUUCUUUCUCAUGGUAUCAAAGCACUAAGGCUCCUCCUGUAAACCAAACCAAACCCUAGUUGUCACACCUUUCACUGCCAGAAUCCAUGGCAAAGGAAGACGAGCAGCUCUCGGAAAAAUCCCAGGCAUCCGGGCUCCAAGCAAGCACGUAUCCCGAUCCAAGCGAUCCCUUCUACCUUCAUCACUCGGACCAGCUAGGUCUGGUUCUUGUGGCGCAAUUGCUGACCCAAGAAAAUUAUCCCAUUUAGAGCCAUGCGAUGCUUAUGGCUCUCACUACCAAAAACAAAGACGGCUUCAUCGAUGGCACCAUCACACGGCCACUCGCAGGUUCAGCGGCAGAAAUCAAACAAUGGACCCGCUGCAACACUCUCGUCAAAGGAUGGAUCCUCAAUUCCAUCUCGCCUAAUAUUGCACAAAGUGUCAUGUACAGUGAAGACGCUCACGAGCUUUGGAAUGAAUUGAAAGAGCGGUUUUCCCACACCAAUAGGGUGCACCUUUUCCACAUCGAGGAGGAAAUCCCUGAUUGUGUACAAGGAGACAUGAGCGUUGGUGAGUACUACACCAAACUGAAAGGUCUAUGGGAUUUGCAUGAUGCGUUGCGUCCUCUUUCGCCUUGUAGCGGUGAUACCGCGAAAGAGCUGCAUCAGUACCAUAAAAAACAAUGCACCAUAAAGUUCCUCAUGGGUCUUAAUGGAGUUUACAUAGCAGCUCGUGGGCAAAUCUUGCUUAUGGAACCGUUACCCACAGUGAACAAGGUGUAUUCUCUCAUCAUUCAAGAUGAGAAACAGCGAGUCGUAUCCUCACAGGCUAUAGGAAAGGCACCAGAAGUUGCUGCUUUUGCUGUCAAGGAUGGGUCGCAUUAUUUGUCCAAGAAUCCACACCUCAGAUGUGACCGUUGUGAUGCCACAGGUCACACUUCUGACAGUUGCCGAGCACACCUCAAAUGUGAUUACUGUGGUUGGAAGGGUCACACCGUCGACAUUUGUCGAAAAUUGAAGAGGGCCACUUCUAAUGGCAACAAGGGCAAUCAUCAGGAUAGGAAGUAUGGAAGCUCAAGCGUUAUCCCCUAGGCUCACCAUAUUGAUUCCAAACAAGGCAAUCCUGAUGUGUCGCCACCAUCCUACAAACUUACAGCCCAACAGUACCACAACGUCCUUGCCCUCCUUGAUCGCAACAAACCUAGCUAUGUGGCCAAUCAAGUGAGUACAAUAUCAACAAUGAGCAAUCUCUCAGGACCAACAUUCGGGGAAGAUGAUUGGGAUGGGAACUGAACGAGAAGGGCUCUACUACUUGGAUGUUGCGAAGAAAGCUGGGUGUUACUCUGUUUCGGCCGCUAAUCCAACUUCCUCUCGCCUUGGUCAUC
Molecule: messenger RNA, 1536 nt
Organism: Rhododendron vialii
Lineage: Eukaryota; Viridiplantae; Streptophyta; Magnoliopsida; Ericales; Ericaceae
Exons: 2
Coding region: 431-1243 (270 amino acids)
Molecular function (GO): nucleic acid binding; zinc ion binding
Source: RefSeq, a predicted model, not a curated record